AUGUCCCCCGAAUCGGUUUUGCACGGUGAGAGAAGGAGAGGUUUGGAUUUAUGGUCUUUGGGAUGUGUGGUUUUGGAAAUGUACACUGGGAAGAAACCUUGGUGGGAUAAAAACUAUGACUUAGAAGAUCUCAAGAAGGGUUACAUGCCAUUGAUUCCUAAAGACCUUCCUUGUGAUGCAAAACUCUUUGUGAUGACUUCCUUCGCGGCCGAGACUGACAAGAGGAAAAAUGCUUUUACACUGCUGAGGCAUUGCUACUUGUGUGGAGAUGUCAAUAAGAUCAUAGAGCCUCUAGUGCAGAGUAAUAAUAAUACUAAUGAUAUAGCACUAGAAUUGGAGAAAAUUGAGCUCAGGCUUUCACAACUUAGGUAA
Capsella rubella is the source of this 372-nucleotide messenger RNA. Its product is annotated as mitogen-activated protein kinase kinase kinase 3. Gene Ontology annotation, molecular function: protein kinase activity; ATP binding. The transcript has a single exon. The record is from RefSeq and is a predicted model, not a curated record. Lineage: Eukaryota; Viridiplantae; Streptophyta; Magnoliopsida; Brassicales; Brassicaceae. Bases 1 to 372 code for a protein of 123 amino acids. Gene Ontology annotation, biological process: protein phosphorylation.